CUCCUGUGUCCUUCUGUCCGGCGACGGGCCUCAUUCUCUCAGCUGAAAAGAAACUAUCAACCUGAAAGCAGGACCGAUUUUGACCAGUCCUGGACUCACCACAGACACGACAACAGUUCAUCCUGGUCCUCCUAUCGUUUGAUUCGUCCAGUCGGAGAGGUGUAAGCCACUUCAACCAAAAAACAGACCAGAAAAGGUCCCAACGGCGGACAUUAAGUUAUCCGCCACUGGCAUUUACCGACCCCGAAACGCCACUCUCAUCCAGGUUCUUAUUGCUUUGGCGAACCUACAAAGACUAUCUUGAAAAAAAAAUCCACGCGACCAUUGUUCAAGAGUAUUCAGUCCUGUUCCGGCUUCACAUUCCCUAGCAUGGAUAUAUUCGACCUCUGAAUUUAUCUUUGACUGCAGUGACUAGCAGCUGCUUGGUUGAGAAGGCCAUGCAGAAUUUAAACCCGGCACACACCCAGCCGGCUGGGGAGUCUGCAGAGCAUAACUCAUCUAUCUUACGGGAUAAUGCGAUGACUGGUGCUCAUGGUUAUUCGGUGACCUCCCGGCGACGUAACCCUAUGGCAUGCGAGAUGUGCUACCGGAGGAAAAUCAAAUGCGAAUUUGAAGGUUCUAAUCCUGUCUGUGCCCAAUGCAGGCGUCGUAACACGAAAUGCGUUUUUGAUAGGAAGAACACCAAGAGAGACUCUCUCAAAAGGAAACAGUAUAUACGCUCCUUGGAAGAGCGCGUGGAGAGGAUCCAGGCUUUGUUGAAAGCUGCUGGGAUUUUGAACGAGGAGGCAGUCAAUCAAGACGAGCUUCUCUACGAAGAUGAAGAUGAACAGUCAGAAGAGGACCAUGACUUUAUCGAAGGGGUGCAGCAGCGAAACGCGAAUUCUACUCAGCCCAACGGGUCCAGGAGGAAUGCCAAUCACGGUAAUAAAUCUGGAAUUUCCACACCGACGGAUUCGGUUACAGCGCAGUCAAAUCACAAGCCGAACUGUUCAUCUUCUUCAAACCCCCAGUUAGCGCAUGGAAGAUGCUCGACGUGUGAUUUACAGUAUGUUCCGCUGAUCAGAGCGGACAGUAGGGAGGACUUGCGGUACUAUGGGAGAUCCUCGUCACUCUCGAUACUCUCGCGGGAAGGAGUUGAGUGGAUCAAGAAGAGGACAGGCGACACUAGUUUCCUAAACGUGAUAUAUUCGGAUUCUCUGCGUGAUGAUUCCAUGGAUUGCUGGAGACCAGAUGUGUUUCAUGAUCUGUUCGCUUCACAAGUGUACAAACCAUUGCCACCUAGAGCAGAGGUGUUUGCCCUGUUGCAGGAUUAUUUUUGUACCGUUAAUCGUUUGUUCCCGCUAUACCACAAGCCCACGUUUAUGCGCUUGAUUGAAUGGCAGUAUACACAACAGACAUGCGAUGACGCCGCCCGUUGGGCCAGCCUCAAUAUCAUCAUCGCCUUAGCAUACGAAUUUCGAUUUUCCAACUCUCAGAAACCGGAGAAAGAUAGAGAAAAGGCGCUACUUUAUUUCAAAAAUGCCAUGUCUGUCUUUACAGAGUUAACCUUCCGACGCACCGAUCUCCUGAGUGUACAAGCCCUCCUAGGCAUGGCAAUGUUUCUUAGAGGCAACACGGACUCGCAAACAGCAUCUCCUGUUCUAACAGCUGCGCUAGCAUCCUGCCACCGGAUGGGUCUCCAUCGGAACAUCCUGCGGCCGGGUCUCUCUCCAGCCGAGCAAGAACAGAGAAAAAGAGUAUUCUGGAUAGCUUACAUUCUUGACCAGAGCAACAGCAUACGGUUGGGAAGCGCACCUGCUCAGAAUCUUGACGACUUUGAUGUGGACUACCCGCAGGCUGAAAGCGAUGAGGAGUCGCUUUCAGAAGACAGCUCAGUCUAUUUGGGGUUUUUUCGCCAAUUCUGUUUAUUGUCUGUUAUCAGAGGUCGAAUCUACGUGCGACUCUAUGGUGCGAAUUCUUUCGAGCAGAGACCAGCAGACAUUUGCGAAGCGGUCCACGAGUUAAGUGCGAAUCUGGAGGAAUGGUGGAAUGAAUGCCCGUUCCAGAAUCAGUUCAAACUAAAACCGGGGGCUCCUGAUUUUCUCUUCGGCCUUGCUUCGAUUGGUUUGCGGCUGGUCUAUUACAACUCCUUAAUAAUGAUCCAUCGAAUGCUCCCCCUUCUUAACGUUAUGGUUGGACGUAACUCGAUGUGGCGAUCAAAGUUACACAUUGAUAUGGCGUCCCUCGAUAACCAGGCCUCAUCGUCGAGCGCCAUCUGUCUCCAGGCCGCCCGAGACUCCCUAAAACUCGUGAAUCACAUGCCAUGGGGAGAUGUAUCAUGGUUAUGGCCGACGUUAUAUUACGUCUUUCAUGCUGUAAUGAUAAUAUUCGUGAAUGUGCUUGCGAAUCAGAGACCGUUAGAAGCCCGAGAAGAUCUCCACUCGCUGAAUAUGGCUGCGACGUUCUUUACCACACUGACACCGGUGGAUGGAGCGUUCAGAUACUCCAUUUUCAUGAGCAAAAUGGCCGUGUACUUCGAGCGAAUGGCCAGGAUGGUUGUUGAGAGGAACGAAAAGGAAAACAGAAGUCUCAAGGGAAGCAAUAACAAUGUCAACCCUAAUGCCAGUCCAACUAUGCGCGAGAGACGCCCUCGUAACACCCCGCCAUCUGAACGAACAGCUCAAAGUCGGAGGCUUGAUCGUCGCCCGGGACCUACCUUUGAGGCUCACAGUCCAAACGACCUUUCUGUAAACUCUGCCGGCUACGCUAUCCCCGGUAGUCCCGCUACGCUGAACGUCGCCAUGCAUGCGAACGACUAUUUCCAAGUCGCCCAGGGCAUGCCAGUAACUUCGGCAAACGAAAUCCCAAAUUUCAACGCCGCAUUGGACCACAGUUCAUUCACUUUUGCGGACAACUCCGGCUCACCAUCCACUGCUGCCUCGGUCAUCCCGGAAUUCUGGCACGUUCCACUCACAGCUGACUGGGAGUUUGGAUUUCCAGACCAGUCCUUCGGGGAUAUGUAUAUACAGACACAUGCACACCCACAACCGCAACCACAGCCUCCCCCUCCUCAAGCACACCAAUAUCCAUUAUCAACAAUGGCAACCACCGAGCCAUCCCUGCAUGUACCAGAACAAUCAGCGUACUCCCCGGAUAGCUGGCUUUACACUCACAGCAACAGCAAUAUCAACAAUAACGUCUACGGCAACGCAGGACUGGCAUCUGUGUCGGUACCGCCUCAGGACCCCUUUGAGGGCGGCAACGUGGUCUGGACAGACGGGUUUAUGGAUUCAUAUUAAGUUCUAGGCAUCUUCGAAGCAAAAUAUAAUUAUCUUAUCUUAUCGGGUAUACAGUAUAACAACCUAAAUUUCAUUAUUGAAUGAGACAUGAGUGAUGUUUUCUCAAAAGACUUUGCUAUACAUAUGAAUUGUUCGCCAUAUUCGUAUGGAGUUCCCUACUACGGCAAACCGUACUAUCGAUGGAACGAUCAUACGGUCACUGGCCAUGGCUACUAGGCCGGAUAAAGCUCAACAUUAGGGCAGUAAGGACUGCCUAAUUAAGCAACUACGGAGGGUAUAUAAGGUGGAUAGUUCUGCUUAAUCAAGUUGUUGACUUCGCUCGUAUAAAAAAUACAUGCGCGUGAUGAUAUGGUAGUACUACAACAUGUAUAUAUGUUUAAACAUUUUAUUGCCUAAAACUUGAACCAAUUCUACGGAUCUCAUCUUGUCCUGUCCUAUCCUUACCUAGUACUAAAUACACUCAGCAAACAGAAUAAUUAAUGACUCAUUGAGUUUAUCCUGUCUUCGAAGAUACUUGGCAUAGGUAGUGUAUGCAUGUUGUUUGAACUUUGUUCAUAGCUAGAUAGACCGCUUUGCAAUUCUGGCGUAAUUUCCUUUUCUAGUAAUGUUAUUAAUUGAUUGGUGGGCCUCGGAAGACGGUACCAUAUUCCUCACAGUGUAGACGUAGAUAAAAGCAUCCAUCCACUCCACACCAUUA
Monascus purpureus is the source of this 3975-nucleotide messenger RNA. NCBI's taxonomy places the organism in Eukaryota, Fungi, Ascomycota, Eurotiomycetes, Eurotiales, Aspergillaceae. The record is from the annotation of a GenBank genome assembly.